AUGGAAAGCACACGGGUUACUAAAGCUAACCCUGCACCAACAGUGGAACAGAUCACGUCAGACCACAUAACACAGAUUGCGAGUAAAUAUUGGACACCCCGAGAAACGGAUUCACACUUACCAUUCGACAAGCAAAUAAUCGAGGACAUCUACAUCCAAGAAAUAUGCGCGUCAAAAUUUUCAAUCCGGCGAAUAAUGAUGCUGGAGUACAGCCUGUACCUAGAAAACUUUUUAUGGCCGAACUACCUAGCCUCCAGCGCCUCCCGAGCCCACACAUUAUCAAUCGUAGUGAUGGUCAACGAAAAAUUCCGCGAGCGAGUUCAAGUUUGGGACGUCUUCCAAGCCAGCCCUUCCGAGUUCCCCGGCUUCAUCCAAAACGUGUUGCAAGCUUGCCUCGAAGACAGUAUCCUUGACUUCGACUUAAAGGAGCAAACAUCCCUAAUAGUUUUCUUGAACCACUGCUUCAACUCAAUGGAAGUGACCUUAGUUCGAAACGAGAUCAAGCGUUUAAUAUCCCUCUCAAUGUGGGUGUCUUUGCAGCAAGGCCGCCUCGAGUUGGAGCUCAAGAAACACGACGAGUGGCGGAAGCAGUGGAAGAAGCUCAAGAAGAAGGACGAGAAGCUAAAACAAAACUUGGAUUGGGAAAGAAAAUUUCUUCACCGUCUAAUGAUUAAAUUUAUGGCUAUCUUAGACACAAUUACCGAAGAAGGUCCUUUAAAUCCCGACAAAAUUCAUUAUUGUGAAAGAUUCUUAGAGCUGAUGAUUGAUUUAGAGGCUUUGCUGCCCACUAGGAGGUAUUUUAAUACAGUAAUGGACGACUGCCACCUAGUAGUCAGAUGUUCGCUCUCCAAUUUGCUAAAAAGACCCGAAGGGAAUUUAUUCGGGCAGCUAUUAGAAAUGUUGAAGUUCUACGCAAAAUUUGAGAUCGACGAGAAGACCGGAGACGCUUUAACAGACCACGACAUGACUCACAUCCACUACGAAAAGAUAACUUCCCUCCAAAAAGCGUCUCGCGCUAAAUUCCCAGAGCUCAGAAGCUUCGCAAUGGCCAACGUGGCAAGCGUUGACACGCGCGAAGCUUUAGAAAAACACUUUGGCUCUCUAAGUGAGGAAAAACUCAUCGCAGUUGCCUGCUAUUUAAACCUAGUCCCUCCAGAAGAGCGAGCUAACGCGGAAAAUUGGUACCGGAUGGACAAGCAGUUCCUCCAGGAGCUGCUAAUCUCUCGCCACGAGCGGAGAUCUUCUCAACUUGAAGAAUUAAACGAGAUGCCGCUGUACCCAACCGAGGACGUGAUCUGGAACGAGAAUAUAGUCCCCACGGAAUAUUUUUCCGGCGAAGGUUGCUUAGCGCUGCCCAAAUUAAACCUGCAAUUUUUAACUCUGCACGAUUAUUUACUGCGAAAUUUUAAUUUAUUCCGUUUGGAGUCGACUUAUGAAAUCCGCCAGGAUAUUGAGGACUCUGUAAGCAGACUGAGUCCCUGGAAAGCCGAAGACGAGGGUGUUUAUUUCGGGGGCUGGGCCAGAAUGGCUCAACCUAUUACUCAAUUUGCUGUGGUAGAAGUCGCUAAGCCUAAUAUUGGCGAGAAAAGACCCUCCAGAGUGCGCGCAGAUGUUACAAUAAAUUUGAGCAUCCGUAAGGAAAUAAAAUCCGAGUGGGAGAAUUUGAGGAAGCACGACGUUUGUUUUUUAAUUACUGUCAAACCUCCGAAUCCAAUUGGGACUAAGUACUCCCACAAGCUGCCCUUUUUGCCCCAAGUGGGCUUAACAGCUGUCCGUGGCUGCGAAAUUGAGGGCAUGUUGGACUCCAAUGGCCGUGUUAUUGAAGACGGUCCUGAACCUCGGCCUAUUUUGCCCGGAGAUUCAAGGACUUAUAGAGUUUGGUUAGAUUCUAAUCAGUACCGCUUGGACAUGGACACUGCCAGUCAAGGCAACGAAGAUAUCUAUGAAGGAUUUAGUAUUAUAAUGCGAAGAAAGCCCAAGGAAAAUAAUUUCAAAGCUGUUUUGGAGACUAUUCGAGAGUUAAUGAACACCGAGUGUGUUGUUCCUGAUUGGCUGCAUGAUAUUAUUCUGGGUUAUGGCAAUCCUGGCGCUGCCCAGUACAUGGAGAUGCCCAAUCGGCUGCCCACUAUUGAUUUCAACGACACAUUUUUGGACAUCGACCAUCUUAAGUCCAGUUUUCCGGACUAUAAGAUUAAAGUAAAGACCCAAGACCCGGAAAAAUUGGUCAGACCUUUUAGGAUUACUUUUGAAGAAGAAGAAGAUGGGAUGGGAAUUUCGGUAGAGUCUCAUGUAAUUCCCAGCAGAGGGCCUUACAAGGCUAACCAACCUAAGAAAAACCAGAUCCCGUUCACGCCGACGCAGAUAGAAGCAAUUCGCGCGGGAAUGCAGCCGGGAUUGACGCUGGUAGUUGGUCCCCCUGGUACCGGUAAAACAGACGUAGCAGUCCAGAUUAUUUCUAACCUCUACCACAAUUUUCCAAACCAGCGGACGUUGAUUGUAACGCACUCUAACCAAGCUUUGAACCAACUUUUCGAGAAAAUCAUGGCGCUGGAUAUUGAUGAGAGGCAUUUGCUUCGUUUGGGUCACGGAGAAGAAGCUCUGGAGACUGAGAAGGACUUCAGUCGCUACGGGAGGGUUAAUUAUGUACUAGCAAAAAGGAUAGACUUGCUAGCAGAGGUCCAGAGGUUGAAAGAUUCUUUGGAUGUUAAAGGGGACGUCGCUUAUACUUGCGAGACCGCUGGGUAUUUUUUUAUGGACCAGGUUAUCACUCGGUGGCAAUCUUUUGAGGCCAAACUUAAACAAGCUGAUGAUACGGGAGAAAUUAGUGUAAUUAAAAAUGAAUUUCCUUUCACGAAAUUCUUUAAUAAUUCAGCCGCAAUCCAGCCGCUGUUCAAGUCCCAGAGCUACGAGGAAGAUUUGGAGACUGCUGAGAGCUGUUUCAGAUAUAUAGAGAGUGUUUUUAAGCAACUGGAAGAGUUUAGAGCCUUUGAAUUACUCAGGUCUGGUCUAGAUCGCUCGAAAUAUUUGCUGGUUAAAGAAGCUAAGAUUAUUGCGAUGACUUGUACUCACGCUGCGUUGAAAAGAAGGGAAUUAGUGGACAUGGGAUUUAAAUAUGACAAUAUACUUAUGGAAGAGUCGGCCCAAAUUUUGGAAAUUGAAACUUUUAUUCCUCUGCUGUUGCAAAAUCCAGAGGAUGGUUAUAAUAGGUUGAAGAGGUGGAUCAUGAUUGGAGAUCAUCAUCAAUUACCUCCGGUGAUUAAAAACAUGGCGUUCCAGAAGUAUUCUAACAUGGAACAGUCGCUGUUCACAAGAUUUGUUCGAUUGGGAGUUCCAACUGUUGAUUUAGAUGCUCAAGGCCGUGCCAGGCCGAGUAUCUGCAAUUUAUACAACUGGAGGUAUAAAAAAUUAGGCAAUCUUAAACAUGUUGAACAAAGUACUGAGUACUUGACUGCUAAUGCUGGGUUCUGCUUUGAUUACCAAUUAAUCAACGUCGAAGACUUUCAUGGAGCUGGAGAGACCGAGCCCUCGGCUUACUUCUAUCAAAACUUGGCUGAAGCGGAAUAUUGUGUGGCUGUUUUUAUGUACAUGAGGCUGCUUGGAUACCCUGCGGAUAAGAUCACCAUCCUGACGACCUACAAUGGUCAGAAACACCUGAUAAGAGAUGUGAUUACUACCAGGUGUGCUAAUAAUCCGCUAAUUGGAAGGCCAAGCAAGGUGACGACGGUUGACAAGUAUCAGGGGCAGCAAAAUGAUUAUAUUUUGCUGUCCUUGGUAAGGACUCGCGCGGUUGGGCAUUUAAGGGAUGUUAGACGUCUUAUUGUCGCCAUGUCUCGUGCCAGGCUCGGGUUGUAUGUCUUUGCGAGGGUCAAUUUAUUUAAAGACUGCUUCGAGCUGAGGCCUGUUUUUCAACAGCUCAUGCGCAGGCCAGUUAGCCUUCAGCUGGUUCCUGAUGAGAGUCAUCCCACGGAGAGACUGAACAAGGAUUCUCCUGAAGCUCCGGUUGAUGCCUUUAAAGGAUAUGAAAGACUGGACGUAGCACAUGAGACUGCUACAAAUGUAUUAAGUAAUGGUAAGGAAAAAGAAAAUGUAGUUGUAGAACAAAACAAAGAAGAAAAAUCAAUUACUGAUCGUGAGAAAAAUCCUACCGAAGACAUGGUCGUUGAAUUCGAAGUCGUAGAUAAAAAUAUUGAUAACCAAUGCAAAAUGGAGGAAGACUAA
Molecule: messenger RNA, 4218 nt
Organism: Cotesia congregata
Lineage: Eukaryota; Metazoa; Arthropoda; Insecta; Hymenoptera; Braconidae
Source: the annotation of a GenBank genome assembly